This is a messenger RNA of Aureobasidium subglaciale EXF-2481, 828 nucleotides long. RefSeq lists its product as uncharacterized. The transcript has a single exon. Gene Ontology annotation, biological process: endocytosis. The record is from RefSeq and is a predicted model, not a curated record. Gene Ontology annotation, cellular component: membrane; clathrin vesicle coat. NCBI's taxonomy places the organism in Eukaryota, Fungi, Ascomycota, Dothideomycetes, Dothideales, Saccotheciaceae. Bases 1 to 828 code for a protein of 275 amino acids.
AUGACUACACUCGAUCCUGCUACCGGUCGCCCUCUGCCAGACUCGGCCAUACAACGCGUGCUGUUCAUCUGCCCUCGAGUCCAUGUAUACCAAAUCCCACCUCUUACCUCGAACAAAGGCUUCUCCGCCGGAUCGUGGACCGCUCCUCCGCGACCAACCGCUCAGAUGAUCUUCACCGCCCGUCUACGCAUCAUAGAAACAUCGCUCUCAAAUCAAAUUAAAACGGAUCUUGUCCUCGAGGAUGCCAAGACUGGGGACUUGUUCGCUGCGUGUCCAUACACUUCGGCAGCUGUGGUAGAGCAAGCCAAUGACAGCAGUCGCUUCUUCGCCGUCCGUGUGGUCGGAGAAGGUGGCAUGAAAGCAACUCUAGGCUUGGGCUUUGAAGAGAGACCAGACGCCUUCGACUUCAGCAUCACUCUAUCCGAGGCCAGGAAGCUCUUGGGUAUGGAGCAGAACGCCGCUCCCGGACAGGCACAACAGCAACAGAUGAGCAGAAAGACGGUCGAAGAGCCAAAGAAGGACUUCAGCUUGAAAGAGGGAGAAAGCAUACAUGUUGAGAUUGGCGGCCGCGGAAGGAGACAGCAGCAGUCGAGCAAUGCAUCCAAGGACGAUGGCAAUGCACUCUUCUCAAUAGCUCCUCCACCGCCGCCUGCUUCGGAAGAAGACUUUGCAUCGUUGCCUUCUCUCGCCCCUCCGCCUUCGGCGGCACAUGUAAAAGCCGCUUCCAAGAGCCCUUCUCCAGCAAGACGGCAAUACCAACAUCAGCAAAACCAGCCUUCCGCUCAGGACUUGGGCUUCGACGAUGGUGAAUUUGGAGAGUUCCAAUGA